UGUCUUCAAUACCACUUGACUUAAUUCCCUAUAAAUCAUUUCAUUUCAUAAAUGAUUUGAUUUCAUUCAUUUCUUUGCGCAGCCAGCUUUUUCCUUCUCUAUCUCUGACUUUGAUUUUGCUGUGAGUGUCCUUUUAAUGGUAGAGUUUUAGGAAAUCUGGUUUCAUAUCCUUUGGUUUUGUUACUUUAUAUCUGUUGUUUGAGUGGAGUUCGUUUGUUUCUUUCUAUCUGAAUCCAGCAAAAUCGUUAGUGUUUUCUGUUCAAUGAUUUCCGCUGAUCUGAUUUUAAUUUCCCCAGAUCUGUGAAAGAUGACCAACCAUGACAGUGAUUUCAACUAUGGCGAACUUUUUGCUGAUUACUCUCCGAGCAACACCAACCUGGGAUCUACGGUAGACCCUCAGACGGAGACAUCUAAAGUAGAAACUAGCGCGGACGGACUGCUGUUGUCCAGCCUGGAACCUACAGGAAACCUUCGACAGCCUGGGAGGGCGACGCCUGUAGUACCGUAUGGCGUGGACGGACUGCCGUUGUCCAGCCUCGAAUCUACAGGAAACCUUCUACAGUUUGGUAGGGCGACACCUCAAGUACAAGAUGGCGGCAGCGGACUGUUGUUUUCGGUCGAUUGUAAUCAGGCUAACUUGGGCAUGAAAAGAGAACAUGAAUUAGUCUCUUGUAACUUUUCAGCAGCUAAAGGACGAGUCACAAAGAAGCAGCGCCGGGGAACCCUUUCUAUCGGUGAAUCACCAACUCUUCAAGAACAACCAGAGCCGAAACCGAGAAGGAAAGAACUUAUUGAGGAAAAACCUAUACAGGGAGGUGCGAAAAUUUUAGUGGAUCGACUUGACAGAAAAAUAAGUAAAACUUCUUUGAAUAUGUAUAAGAUGAUUGCGGAGAGAGCCUGUGAUCUCUUACCAAAAAUUUUCGGCUCCCUUGAGCAAAUCGAAGCAAAAUGGCCACUGCUAUCUGAUCUCAAGAAAGUUAAGCAAAAUAUCAAGGAAAUCCAGCGGAAUCACAAGGGACAGCGUUUACCAGAAGCUGAGGCAAAGCAGAAAUUGCUCCAAGUAGGAAAUGAGCUCCUACAAUCUAAUCAACAACUAAAGGAGUUGAACAAAGGAAAGAACCCUGUGGCAAUGUUCCUUAAUAACGAGGACUUCGACCUGGAGACUCUUCAAAAAGAGUUUUAUUCUGAAUAUCCAUGGAUGGAAGAAGUUGCUGAUGAUCAUGGAAGUUUGCCAACUCAUGAAGAAUUACAGUCUAAAUAUAAUGAGUUGGCAAACGAAAUUUAUGCCAAAGACAAUAGCAAAGGGGAUGUUCAAGACGAAUUAAAGUCUAAAAUUAAUGAGUUGGAAAAGGAAAUUUAUGCCGAAGACAACAACAAAGUGGAUUUUCAAGACUUCCCUGCCUUACGACACGUUACUGGUCUGGCACCUCCAGAUUACCUUAAAUCUAUUGCAAUUCGAAUCGAACAGGCUCGUGGAAAAGCCACUGAAUGUAUCAAAAUUGGUAGUCAACUUCUGGUCUGCGCUGCAAUUAAAGAGAUGGAAGAUUUGCUAGUCAAGGAUUUGGACAAGUAUAGUUUGAAAAAAUGGGGAGCCGCACUCAAGAGCGCUAAGGAACAAGAUUUUCAAGUGGAGUUUGCUGAUGAGCUGUUGCAUGAUCGGCUUGUUUUAUUUGCUGUUCAACAAUGGUUGGGUGCAACUAAAAAAAGGGGUUCCAAAAUCAUUAGUGGCUGAGCUCUCAUAGUUGUGAAUCAAAGGGUGUUUUUGCAGUUGCAGCAAAAUAUUUGGAAAAUCACCCUGCUUCAAUUUGUUUUUCAUGGACUUUAGGUUUCUAUAUUUACUUACCUUGUUUGUCUGGACCUUAUUCAUGUGGUGUUGUGUUAUAAUCAUAUUUGAGAUGAGCUUUGAAAGAUUAA
Messenger RNA from Gossypium raimondii (Peruvian cotton), 1914 nucleotides. RefSeq lists its product as uncharacterized. The record is from RefSeq and is a predicted model, not a curated record. The transcript is spliced from 5 exons. NCBI's taxonomy places the organism in Eukaryota, Viridiplantae, Streptophyta, Magnoliopsida, Malvales, Malvaceae. Bases 308 to 1732 code for a protein of 474 amino acids.